AUCGCGUUUCUGUUUGGUUCGAACAAAUUGCUUCACUCCUCGUCACAUUCCGGUUCCGGCCAGUUUCUGAUCGAUCUGUCCAAUAAGUUUUAAAGUUAUUCGCGUGUGUAGUUAUAAAUUUCUUUCGUAUAAAUCGUUUGUGACGUUAGCAAGAUGAACGGUUCGUCGGUUUUGAGAAAAAACAGUCUGAAGAAUGUUUUAUCCAUAUUAGAGAGCCGUCUUUUUUCAAGCGCCUCAGAAGCAACAUUUGAAACUAAGCCAUUUAAAUUACAUAAGCUCGAAAAUGGACCAAACACUAAUGUUACUUUGUCCAGGGAGGACGCUCUUAAAUAUUAUACACAAAUGCAAACUAUUCGUCGUAUAGAAACUUCUGCUGGUAAUUUAUACAAGGAAAAAAUUGUCAGAGGUUUUUGCCAUCUCUACUCUGGACAAGAAGCAUGUGCUGUUGGAAUGAAAGCCGUGUUUCGUGAUACAGAUUCAAUAAUUACUGCAUAUCGUGCUCAUGGUUGGACAUAUCUUAUGGGUGUGGAUCCAUUUGGUGUAUUAGCUGAAUUAACAGGCCGUAAAGGUGGAAAUGCUCGUGGUAAAGGUGGUUCUAUGCACAUGUACGCUAAAAACUUUUAUGGAGGCAAUGGUAUUGUUGGUGCCCAGGUACCACUUGGUGCUGGCAUAGCUUUUGCUGCUAAGUAUAAUAAAACUGGUGGUGUUUGUUUCACAUUAUAUGGCGAUGGAGCUUCUAAUCAAGGACAAGUAUUUGAGGCUUAUAAUAUGUCAAAAUUGUGGAAUCUACCUUGUGUAUUUGUUUGUGAAAAUAAUGGCUAUGGCAUGGGAACUAGUGCUGAACGUUCAUCUGCUAGUAUAACAUUUUAUUCACGGGGAGAUUAUAUUCCUGGAAUUUGGGUGGAUGGCAUGGACGUUUUAGCCGUCAGAGAAGCUUCUCGUUUUGCUAUUGAUUAUUGUUCUAGUGGUAAAGGGCCCUUAGUUAUGGAAACAGCUACUUAUCGUUAUUCUGGACACUCUAUGUCCGACCCUGGAACAUCUUACAGAACUCGUGAUGAAAUUCAAGAAGUACGACAAACAAGAGAUCCUAUUACAUCUUUCAAAGAAAAAAUUAUUGGAGCUAAUUUAGUUAAUAUUGAUGAACUAAAGGAAAUUGACAAAGAAGUUAAAGCUCAAAUUGAUGAUGCUGUUAAGAAAGCAAAAACAGAUACGGAAGUCCCAUUGGCUGAUCUUGCAGGUGACAUAUAUUCUAAACCACUCGAAACAACUAUUAGAGGAGUUACUCCAUUUAAAAAUUUGGAACACAUUCGAAUUGGACCAGCUGUCAAUUUAAAUUAAAAUUAACAAUUAACAAUUGUUCAUUGUAUAAUUGUGCAAAUUGUAUUUUUACAAAAUAUUAAGUCCAGUUAUUGUUUUCUUCA
This is a messenger RNA of Sipha flava (yellow sugarcane aphid), 1421 nucleotides long. RefSeq names its product probable pyruvate dehydrogenase E1 component subunit alpha, mitochondrial. Lineage: Eukaryota; Metazoa; Arthropoda; Insecta; Hemiptera; Aphididae. The transcript has 6 exons. Gene Ontology annotation, cellular component: intracellular membrane-bounded organelle. Bases 154 to 1338 code for a protein of 394 amino acids. Gene Ontology annotation, biological process: pyruvate decarboxylation to acetyl-CoA. The record is from RefSeq and is a predicted model, not a curated record. Gene Ontology annotation, molecular function: pyruvate dehydrogenase (acetyl-transferring) activity.